This is a messenger RNA of Schistosoma haematobium, 3198 nucleotides long. RefSeq names its product ATP-dependent RNA helicase ddx24, variant 2. Bases 573 to 2138 code for a protein of 521 amino acids. Lineage: Eukaryota; Metazoa; Platyhelminthes; Trematoda; Strigeidida; Schistosomatidae. Gene Ontology annotation, molecular function: nucleic acid binding; RNA helicase activity; ATP binding. The record is from RefSeq and is a predicted model, not a curated record. The transcript is spliced from 10 exons. Gene Ontology annotation, cellular component: nucleolus.
GACACUGUGGAGCGUAUCUGACGAUGAGUCACGAAAUCGGCUCGAGGACUCAUAUUCAAGUGUUAUGAAUAGCACGUUCAAUCACUGAGCAAAGGCGUCUGUUUUGAACUCGCAGUGACUUAAGGCAUUUUUAACACUUCUGGCCACCCAUUUAAACACCUACUUAAGUUUAGCCUCAAUACAAUUUUUAGGGGUUACAUGCAGAAACUGGAGACACAACACAACAGAACGGAAUGUAUACACACCUUUUACUCCUCAAGAUUGAUCAAAUUCAGGAAUACUCUACCGGGUGAGCUAGUGCAAGCUACUUUCCAGUAGUACAUCGAGAGAAAACGACAUAUUCCUAAGGACUAAGGACAGUAUCUUACUAUGAUUUACUUACGUUUUUUCUUCUCCUCUUUCACCGAUUAUAUACCUAGAUUCCUACAUAGAGGUAUCUUUGACUCACUGUUAAUAUAUAUGGAGGCCCAUUAAGCAAAAGUCUCUUCUAUUCGUCUAAAAACACUUGAAUUAUUUGAACCAUACAGGAUAACCGCAAAUUUUCGAAUUCCCAAGGUUGUCGUGUUACGGCGAUGGGUUGGGAUUCUCUUAAUCUCCCAGAUUAUAUUGUGAAGGCAAUCAGUGAUUGUGGCUUAGAACAUCCUACACCUAUACAAACUGCAGCCAUACCUCCUGCACUCCACAGUUUCUCCGAUGUUCUUGGAUCAGCACCAACAGGAAGUGGGAAGACUUUGGCGUUCGGAAUUCCUCUAGUAUCAAAGGUAUUCUCUCUCAAGACUCUUGAAAACCAGACUUGUGAGGAAGAGUCCAAAAUUAAUGGCUUGAUUGAUCGACAAAAAUGCGAAGUGGCAUCUUGCGUCAAACCUUGUGGGAAAAGGAAGAAAAAAAAGAAGGAAACCGACAUUUAUUCAGGUUUAGAUGUCAUAGAAGAGUUAGAUGUAAAUACUGGAGAAAUUCGCGCAGUCCAUUCCCUUGGCGAUCCUGUUACAGCAGAUCCUGAAACACUUCCAAUUGCCAAAUCUCCUGUUUGUUUUGAACCGAAUUCAAAAAGGAAUCGUGUUUAUGGGCUUGUUCUAGUUCCCACCAGGGAAUUAGCUAUUCAAGUUACACAACAUAUUCGUGCUUUAAUGCGAUAUGUCGAUUGUAUUCGUAUUGAAACUAUCGUUGGUGGAAUAUCAGUUGAUAAACAGCUUCGACUUCUUCGACGUUGUCCGGAUAUACUUGUUGCUACUCCUGGAAGAUUAUGGCAUUUUAUUCAACAAGGUGAUCCUCAUGUUCUGACAUUACAUAAUGUUAAUGUAGUUGUAGUUGAUGAAGCUGAUCGAAUGAUUGAAGCGAAUCAUUUUGAUGAUUUACGUUCAAUUUUCAAUUGGUUACAUUCAUCAUCAAAUUUUAAUAAUGAAGGCGAAAAAGAAGAAGAAGAAGAUCAAGAAACUACAACAAAUAUUCAAAGACAUUUGAAGAAAACAUUAAAUUUCAAGAGAAAGCAUAAAUCAGUUGAAAUAUCAGAUAAUUCUACGGAUAUGAUGAAAGUACAACGACAAACAUUAAUUUUUUCAGCUACUCUUACAUUUGUACAUAGUGGUGCAUUAAAACCAGGUACUGGAUCUAAAAAUCACAAACUUUUACCAAACAAUAAAAAUACUAUGACUAAGAAAAUAAAACUUGCGGUACUACGUGAAAUGUUCGGUUUGAAAAAAUCUGCUAAAGUAAUCGAUUUAUCAUCAAACCAUUCCACUAGUCAAUCAGCUUCAAAUCCCAGCUUAGUCUGUCAAUCAACUUGCCCUGAUAGCCUUUCUGAAUGUCGGUUGUUAUGUCCAGACCAGGCAAGCAAAGAUAUUCGACUAUUUUGGUUCAUUGCAUUUGGCCGUCAUCUUGGAUCUUCAGAGUAUCCCAAUCGACGGUGCUUAAUUUUUCUAAAUAGUAAAUCUGGGGUACGUCGAUUAGCUGGAGUAUUACGUCAGUUGCUCACUUCAGAUGCUUUUUUGGUAUCUGGGUAUCCAUCACUACAGUAUGUAAAUGUCUUACAUGCUGAUAUGAUUCAGAAGCAAAGACUACGCGCACUUGAACGGUUCCAAGUUUUUCAAUACAUUAUGCUUUCAUAUUCUAGCGGAUCCAAAUGGAAUUUUACUCGCUAGUGAUGUAGCUGCUCGUGGUUUAGAUUUAGCAUCAAGUGAUAGUAUAGUUGAAAAAAAUGGAGUAUCAUGGGUUAUACAUUUUGACGUACCUCGUACAGCUGAAUUAUAUAUACAUAGAUCAGGGCGUACUGCCAGAGCUAAUCGUCAAGGAACUAGUUUAUUAUUUAUUUCACCAAAUGAAAUUAUGUUUUGGCGUCGAAUCGCUGUCAGUCUUCAAAGAACUAAUCUGGAACUUGAUGAUUUUAUCAUUCAACCAACAACUAUUCAAUUGAAUAUCAGUGAACAAAUUGUUAAAUUAGCUAAACAAAUUGAUAUACAAGAGCAUAGAAAUUCUCGACAACUAGCAAAUGAUAAUUGGUUUAGUAAAGCAGCAAAAGAUGCCAACAUUCUAUUAGAUGAUGAUGAUGAUAAUAAUAAAUUAGGCGAUGACGAGGAUAAUGGUGGAAAAAGGAACUCAUCUAAGAAAAAACUUGACAGUACAAAAAUACUGAAGUCAGAGUUACGUCAGCUAAUCAAUGUUUCACAUGGAAAAUUACUGAAAUUAACUGACGGACAAAUGAAAUGUUAUCAACGACCUAUACAAACACUUUCAAAGAUCAAGUUACUUAAAGAGUUUGGUGCAAUAUAAGCACAUGUACUAUUCUCUUCAAUUUUUCUGUAAAUAUAAAUUACUGGAUCUUUGUAAAUCUCAUUUAAACAAUAAAUAUAUAUACCUCCUUGGUAUUUCUUCACCUCGACGAACUUAGAUAAAUUACACAUACAAAAAAAUAUGCUAUUCAAUACAAGCCGAAUGAUGUGGAGAAAAAGUUGAAUUUCAUUCAUCCUUAACAUUUUACGCACAGGUUUUAGUAACGAAACCGGAGGUAAUACCUGCGUAGUCUGUGAAUACACACUGCAUGAUUCACAUGCCAAUCAAUAGUCAAUUUAUUUCAGACACUCAUAGAUGCAAAUCGACAUACAUUAACAGGAACAAGUGAACGAGCAUAUUUAAUAUGGAAAGAGGGUGAAAUACCUGUGUGCUCAGUACAUACACAUUGCAUUAUUCAUCAUUACACACUGG